This is a messenger RNA of Anopheles stephensi (Asian malaria mosquito), 2349 nucleotides long. It is a transcript of the gene kra, whose product is annotated as protein krasavietz. Gene Ontology annotation, cellular component: membrane; cytoplasm. Lineage: Eukaryota; Metazoa; Arthropoda; Insecta; Diptera; Culicidae. The record is from RefSeq and is a predicted model, not a curated record. The transcript is spliced from 12 exons. Bases 723 to 1976 code for a protein of 417 amino acids. Gene Ontology annotation, molecular function: protein binding.
ACGGUCCGAAAACUGCCCGAGUAGGCAACUUCCGUGUGCACAGUGAAUAACACUUUUCUUUCUCCAUCGUCAGCGCGUGUGGUGUGAUCGUUGUGUUCAGUCAAGUGCUCCGCGAACUAUCUAAUAAAUUUAAGUAAGUGUCUUCAUUAUCAUCACACACCCGCUCACCAAUUCACCAUCGCGCACAGCACCGCCUCAAGCCGACAAAAGCAAUAGAGAUAAUAACCCCGCGUGUGCAUUGGGAGACAAAAGAAAUUCACAAUUGCAAUAUUGUAACCAACAAAGCAAACAGCUCAGAGAUCUAGUAGUGAGGCAGAGAGAGAGAGCAAGGGAGAGAAAAAGAAGUGGUCAAGAAAAAAGAAGAAUAUAGAGGAAACCACAGGGCAGCAGAGACACGACAGACAUUUGUUGUGUUUGUAGACUGGAACCUAGUGGUAGCAGGCCGAGCGCGCGAGUGACAGUUUUAAAUUUUCGUUUUAAUUUAUCUUUAUCUAAACCAUUUAACACACCAUCCCCAUUUGUGAUUGGAUAGAUCUCGGAUCCCGGCGACUUCAUUUUUGCGGAAAACCAGUAACUAAAUCAGUUAACGAACACGUAUUUGCACACGACGACCAAAAAAGCAAGAGCCACGUCGUCGUCGUCGCCUUCGUCCUCGUCGUCAGGGGAACAGAGAAAUUGAAAGUUUGAUUUUCGUGGUUGAAGAAAACACGGUAAUUUGUUGUAUGAGUCAGAAAGCCGAAAGACCAGUACUAUCAGGUCAACGCAUUAAGACCAGGAAAAGGGAUGAAAGAGAGAAGAAUGACCCCACGGGAUUCCGUGACGCGGUCAUUGCAGGUCUCGAAGCAGCUGAAGAUCUAGAGCAAAUUUACAAGUACCUUGACAGCGCUGGUAAUAAACUCGACUAUCGUCGCUACGGUGAAGUUUUAUUCGAUAUCUUAAUUGCUGGUGGAUUACUCGUUCCCGGAGGAUCUAUCUCGCAGGAUGGCGAGAAACCACGUACCGAUCGCUGUAUAUUCGCAGCAUCGGAAGACAUGGAAUCGAUGCGGAACCAUGAGCAGAUCUUUAUACGGCUUAUGCGUCGAUACAAGUAUCUCGAGAAAAUGUUUGAGGAGGAAAUGAAGAAAAUUUUGAUCUUCAUCAAGGGUUUUACACCACUCGAACGGAUCAAGCUCGCUCGCAUGACGGCUCUGUGGAUGGCCAAUGGUUCCAUUCCGCCGCAAGUGCUGAACGUGCUGAACAACGAACAUCUGACGAAGGACGGGCUAGCGCUGGAGUUUCUGCUGGAGGUGUUCAUCACCUUCAAGCAGGAGAAGGGCGGCAAUGCGCCGUUGGUGGCGGCUCUGCGCAAGGGCGGUCUCGACACCCGUCUGAUGGAUUUUCUGCCCAUGAACAAGCGCAGCGAGGACUACCUCAAGACGGUGCUUGUCGAGAAGGAUCUGGCCGAAAUUUUCAAGCUCCACAUGGCUCAGGCGAGUCAGGAAGCGAAACGGGAACUGACGCAGCUGCUAGUUGAUGAUAUUAACGAUAACAAGACAAUUAAGGAUAUUAUCGCCGACGCGAAGGAAAUGUCGACGAAAUCAAACAUUCCCGAGCAUGAAGUAGUUGGUCUCAUUUGGUCCACCGUUAUGUCGCUAGCCGAAUGGAACAAGAAGGAGGAGCUGGUCGCGGAGCAGGCACUGAAACAUUUGCGCACCUACACGCCGCUGUUCGAAGCGUUCACCACCACGGACCGAUCGGAGAUGGUACUGCUGCUGAAGGUGCAAGAGUUUUGCUACGAAAACAUGAACUUUAUGAAAGCUUUUUCGAAGAUCGUUUUGCUUUUCUACAAAACCGAAGUCAUCACGGAAGAUUCGAUCCUGAAGUGGUACAAGGAAGGCCAUUCUAACAAGGGAAAAAUGCACUUCCUGGAACAGAUGAAAAAAUUCAUUGAGUGGUUGCAAAACGCUGAGGAAGAAAGUGAAUCGGAGGAAGACUAAAUCGUAAUCAUCCUGUUUCUCGUCUCGUGUGUGUGGAUACUCUUCUUCCGCGUAACAACAGCGCACCCCCGGUCAACAGCAGAAAAAGCCACAACCACCACACCACCAUCCAUCUCAACACUGCUGCGCUGCUGGGUCGCGUCUUUCUAUUAUAAACCACACACCACCUAUUCUAUUCAAUCGUGCGCGCGCUGCUACUACAAACAGCACAACAUAUUCUCAUUUUACCCGUUACUUUUAUUAGAACAAUGGAAUAUAGAACGAAGAAAGGGUGAGAAUCCCUUAUCCCCCCGCAGUGUGUGUGUGUGUGGAAACACUCGAGAGAACGGAUGAUAAAUAUAAAAACAAUACAAUGGUUGAAAGGGACAUUUUA